Molecule: messenger RNA, 1524 nt
Organism: Salvia splendens (bonfire salvia)
Lineage: Eukaryota; Viridiplantae; Streptophyta; Magnoliopsida; Lamiales; Lamiaceae
Exons: 17
Coding region: 36-1298 (420 amino acids)
Biological process (GO): vacuolar transport
Source: RefSeq, a predicted model, not a curated record
CCACAUGCAUUGAACGUGAAAUCACGUCUUUACAAAUGGAGGAGAGGAGAUUAGUGGCAGAGAUCAAGAAAACUGCUAAAACUGGAAAUGAGGCUGCAACUAAAAUCUUAGCUCGUCAAUUAGUUCGGCUUCGGCAGCAAAUAACAAAUUUGCAGGGGAGCCGUGCCCAGAUGAGAGGGGUGGAAACUCAUACGCAGGCCUUGUAUGCUAGCACGUCAAUUUCAACUGGCAUGAAAGGAGCAACCAAAGCUAUGUCUGCUAUGAACAAGCAAAUGCAACCUGCAAAACAAACUAAAAUGAUCAGAGAAUUCCAGCAACAGGCAGCGCAGAUGGACAUGACCAUUGAAAUGAUGUCUGAUGCAAUUGACGAGACACUAGACAAAGACGAGGCUGAAGAAGAAACCGAAGAACUUACUAACCAGGUCCUUGAUGAGAUUGGUGUUGACAUUGCUUCACAGCUAUCUUCAGCUCCAAAGGGGCAUAUUGCAUCAAAGAAAGUCGAGAACACUGCCCCAAGUGCUGCUGUGUCGACUGAUGAUGUCGAGGACCUCGAGAAAAGGCUGGCGUGUCUGAGGCGGAAUCUGACUAAUCCUGUUCAACUGGAUUUGUGGAUUAAGACUGAAAGUCUCCAGCCAGUGUGUCCCAAGUCUUCUCCGUUGAGAGACAUUAGUCACCUUCAAAAUCUUCAAAAGAUUCUCUCUUUCCUCAAAACGGAGAACAUAACAACAAAAUCCAAUCCAAUUGCAAUCGCGCUAGGUCUGGAUAUGCAGAGCCAAGUUGUUUGCAGUGGGUGUAGAACCGUCCUACUUUACCCAAGCGGAGCUACAAAUGUUUGCUGUGCAAUUUGCAAUAUGGUCACUUCGGUGCCACCACCGGGGAUGGAAAUGGCUCAAUUGAUAUGUGGAGGUUGUCGCACCUUGCUUAUGCAUGCUCGUGGAGCAACAAGUGUCAGGUGCUCCUGCUGUCACACUGUAAAUCUUGUGCCAGCUGCCGUGCCUCCUAAUAAUGUUGCUCAUGUUAACUGUGGAAAUUGCCAUACUAUGCUGAUGUAUCCUGCUGGAGCACCAUCAGUAAAAUGUGCUAUUUGUCACUUCAUCACGAAUGUUAAUAUGGGCGAUACUAGAGUUCCCAUUCCUGUAAAUAGACCUGCAGGGAACUCCAAUUCUGCACCAACGCAAUCCACUUCUACAGUAACGACAGCUCAUUCUCAUAAUCAAACGGUAGUGGUGCAGAACCCCAUGACUGUCGAUGAAAGUGGCAAGUUGGUGAGCAAUGUCGUCGUUGGCGUCACAACAUAAGAUGUGUGUUGAUGUAAAGGUACGCCGGAAGAGCAUAUAGAGAGAGAACCUGUGCAUAUUGUGGCUAUGAUUAGUAUGGAGCUAAUAAAAUUUGGUGUCAAGUGCCAGAGAAUAACUGGACUAUUUUGCACUAUAUAUAGCGUGCCUCAUUUUGCUACACAGGAAUUGUAUGUUGUACCUGCUGCUUACCAGAUUGAACACUGAUAAUAUACACUUUUAUUCGCAA